GACACUCAAUUGCCAAUUACUCUGUCGUCUAGCUCUGCUUCUGGCAAUGCUUUUGGCGCUGGCCAGCUGUCAGGAUGAUCUCGAGGUGGACUAUUCCAAUGAGUACGACGAUGUGCGACCCCAUUUGGUUUAUCCCGAUGAGCCGCGACUCGACAAACGCUUGAGUUCCGCUGCUCAGCAGUUUGGCGAGAGCGUCAAGAACGCUUGGCAAUCGAUGGUCGACUCGUUUCACAACUACUUCGAGGAGCUGCGCGAUGUCUUCUCCGAUGGCGUCAACAACAACAACGCCGAAGAUUUGGCAAAUGCCAAUUAAAUGUUGUCUUUGAUUUGUGCACAAAUAAAUGCAUAAUAUC
This is a messenger RNA of Drosophila nasuta, 353 nucleotides long. RefSeq lists its product as uncharacterized. Lineage: Eukaryota; Metazoa; Arthropoda; Insecta; Diptera; Drosophilidae. The record is from RefSeq and is a predicted model, not a curated record. Bases 47 to 313 code for a protein of 88 amino acids. The transcript has a single exon.